Messenger RNA from Cinara cedri, 222 nucleotides. The record is from the annotation of a GenBank genome assembly. NCBI's taxonomy places the organism in Eukaryota, Metazoa, Arthropoda, Insecta, Hemiptera, Aphididae.
AUGAUUGCAAGUUUAACAGAUGAUACUAUAAGUGUCGAAAAGUUGAAACAGCUUGUACAAAAUAAUGCAGUCAAAUGUGGUUUGGCAUUCAUAAAAUUACACUUAUCCGAGUUAUCCAUGAAUCUUAAAAAUUUGGAAGAAUCUAAUAGUGAACUACUGAAAAGCAUGGAUAUUUCUAGAAAAAUUGAAGAUAUUUUAAUAAAUAUUAAAAGCAAAUGUUAA